AUGGAUUUAAAAGCAUUGAAAGCGAUACGAACACCCUAUCGAACACUAGCUACACGCAUUUGUAAUAAAAUAGAAGAAAAACUCAAUAAUACAAGCACACCUAUUGAGGACUUUGAGGAUUUGAAAAUUCAGUUAGACGAAAAAACUGUUCUUUUGAAAGAUUUAAACGAACAGAUUUUGCCUUUAACAGAUGAAAAAGAUAUUGAAAGUGAAAUUUUCGGAUGUGCAGAAUACAGUGAUAAAAUGCGUACUUUAAAAUUAAAAAUUGAUCGAAAAAUUUUAAAAUUCAAUAACAGCACAUCUGGUAGUCAAAAUGUUUCGGGGUUUGAAAGUUUAAAUUUGAUCAACACUGUGCACUUACCUAAACUUCAAAUAGAUAAAUAUUACGGCGAAAGAGAUAAAUAUUUAAACUUUUGGAGUCAGUUUGAAAAUGCAGUUCACAAAAACCCUUCGUUAACAGAUGUUGACAGAUUUUCUUAUCUAAAAUCGCUACUUGGUGGUUCAGCUGCAAAUGCAGUUAGCGGGUUUGCGUUGACGGCGGAAAACUAUAAGAUUGCAAUUGAAAUUCUUCAAUCCCGUUUCGGAAGACAUUCAGAUUUAGUCCAAGCUCACUUGAAUAAUUUGUUAAAUAUUCAAGGUGUAAAAAAUUCUAGGGAUUUAUAUGCAUUACGUGCUCUUUAUGAUAAAUGCAUUGUUGAAAUUAGAAGUCUGGAAUCGCUUAAUGUUGCUGCUGACACGUAUAGUACACUACUUUGCCCUUUAAACUUAAAGGUUCUUCCGUCUGAUUUAACCCUCAGAUUUACGAGAGAACAAUCUCAGAAGACAAAUUUGAGUUUUCAAGACUUAAUGGAGUUUAUUAGAGCAGAAAUUGAGACUAAAGAACGAGUUUACGCAAUACAAAAAGCAGAAACCCAAUUUCCCCAAGGUCAAAAUAUUCCAAACUUAGAAAAGAAUAAAUUUGCCUUUAAUAAAUCGAAGAAUUUUUCUAAAAAACCAUUUCAUAAAAGAAAUAUUACAAACACCCCUUCAGCAGUUGAACUCUUGACACCUCUCGAUAAAUGUUGUAUGUUUUGUUCGAAUUCAAAUCAUGAUAGUGAAAGUUGUUGCUCUUUAACUGUUGACGAAAAAAGGGCAAUUUUGAAACGUACCGGAAGGUGUUUUAUUUGCUUGAAAUCCUUUCAUAGAAUGAUAGACUGCCCUAAAAGUGAUAAAUCACGCACAUUUUGUACAAAGAAACACAAUGUUACUUUAUGUUAUAGGAAAGAAAAUCUUAAGGAUAAGGGGGUAAGGAUUCCAAUAAGGUUUUACAUUGCCUUCUUGACACGGGUAGUGAAAAAACUUUUAUCCGGAAAGAUUUCUAGAUCCUUGAAGUUACGUACAUUAGGAAAAGAAGAGUUGCUAAUUCAUACGUUUGGGUCGAAAAUUCCUCGUCGUCACGUUUGUCCUCGAGUAGAAGUCAAAAUAAAAAAUAAAUUGGAUUGUACGGAAUUUAAAAUUGAAGCUUUUGAGAUUGACGAAAUUACUCAUGCUACUUUAGAGUCACCCCCCGCGGAGGUACAUGAGGAGCUGAAAUCUAAGGGGAUAUUGUUAGCCGACGUUUGUGAUAAUGCUAUACGGGGUAAAGGCAUUUCUUUGCUCAUAGGUGCUGACAAUUGGAAAAUUGUUACGGGGAAAAUUGAACGCUUGAAUUCCGCUUUGGUAGCAACUGAAAGCAAGUUAGGUUGGCUUUUAAUGGGAAAGUUAAAAGAAGAUAAGACUGAUUUUGAAUUAGGAAAUAAAACUUUUGGCGCGCUUUCUAUUUCAUCUCUGUUUGUCCACUCUCCUAACAUAGAAAACUUAUGGAAAUUGGAUGCUUUGGGAAUUCGUGACCCUACAGAGAGUAAAAAUCUAGAGCAAGAUGCGUUAGAUACUUUCGAGAAAACUGUUCGAAUUAAUGAUGAAGGGCGCUAUGAAAUCAGACUUCCUCGACUUGAAGGGUUCGAAGAUUUAGACAGUAAUCUAGAAACAGCAAAACAAAGAUGCAGGUCUACUACAAACAAAUUGCUUCGAGAAAACAAAGGUGUUUACAAAGAACAUUCGACUGCAAAAGUACGUCCGGUGUUUGAUGCCAGUUGUAAAACUAAACAAAUGCGGUCUGUUAAUGACUUUCUGCUAAAAAGUCCAAAUCUCUUGGAACAAAUCCCUCCUCUUUUGAUUAAAUUUCGUAAAGAUAAGAUAGGCGUAACUUCGGAUAUCAAGAAAGCAUUUUUACAGAUCUCUGUUGCCAAAGAAGAUCGUGAUUUCCUACGGUUCUUAUGGUGGGAAAAUAUUGAGGAACGUGAAUUUCGAGCAUUUCGUCAUGAUCGUCUGGUUUUCGAACUAAAUUGCAGUCCGUUUCUUCUCUCGUCGGUUUUAAACCACCUCAUUACGACUUAUUCGUCUCAAUUCCCGGAGACUUGCAACAUUUUGAGAAAUGCGUUCUAUGUGGACAAUUGUGUUACAUCCGUUUCAGACGAGAAAAAACUGAAUCAGUUUAUUCAUGAACCAACUUAUUUGAUGAAUGCGGGCUGUUUUGACCUAAGAGGGUGGGAGUAUACCACUCAAAAUUUUGAAGAAAAAUCUGAACCUAUCUCAGUACUUGGAUUGCUUUGGAACAAACAUGAAGAUGUUUUAUUUUGUCAGAUUAAGAACUUGGAUUUGGAUUCCUUAGAAAUUACUCGUAGAAAUAUAUUGUCGAUUGUUCACAAGAUUUUUGAUGUAAUAGGUAUUUUGUGCCCAACUACAUUGAUUCCAAAGCUUAUACUUCAAAAAAGCUGGGGUUUAAAACUGGGGUGGGAUACACCACUACCGGAUGAGUUUAAAAUCGAAUUUGAAGCAUGGGCCAAAGAUUUACAUUUACUUUCGGAAGUUCGAGUUCCAAGAUACAUUAAUACAUUUGAAUCGGCUGAACUUUCUUUACAUACAUUUUGUGAUGGAAGUAAAAGUGCAUAUAGUGCAGUAGUAUUUCUUAGGUCAGGUCAAUAUGGUAACGUUCACGUGCAAUUAGUACAGGCGAAAAGUCGUGUCGCUCCAUUGCGUAAAACUACCAUUCCACGAAUGGAGUUGCUGGGAUGUUGUAUUGGGACUCGUUUGGCCUUUUCUACUUUACAAGCACUCAACAUUCCAAAUCUUCAAAGCUACUUUUGGACUGAUUCGUCUACAGCUUUGACGUGGAUUAAGAAAAAUGAGCCAUGGGGAGUUUUUGUUGAAAAUCGAGUUAAAGAAAUUCGAAAACUAGUUCCUGAGGGUGUAUGGGGACUAGUUCCUAGCUCUUUGAACGCAGCUGAUUUGCCCUCACGAGGGUGCUCAAUUAAAACGCUUAUCAAAUCCGAUUGGUGUUCGGGUCCAGAUUGGCUGAAAAAGAACAUUGAGAACUGGCCGGACACGAAACUAAAGCUAGAUGAGGAAGAAGUAUCGCGUGAGAGAAGGAAACAAGUUAUUCAGGCUGUUACCAGCACUUCUCAAAAACGAUGGUAUUUAAGAUAUUUUUCCAAGUAUUUUCUGAUCGUUAGAAUGAUAUCUUGGAUAAUUAGGUUUGUAAUCAAUUGCAAAACACCAAAAACUAAAUUGACAGGGGAACUGACUGUUAAUGAAAUCGAUGUGGCGGAAAAGAAAUUGUGGAAAAUCGUCCAAGAGGAAACAUUUCUUAAGAAUGUUAAACUUAAAAAUCUCUGUACUUUUGUUGACCAAGACGGCUUGAUAAGGCUAAAAACCAAGAUAAUUAGAAGAGAGGAUGAUGAAUAUUUUCGAUGCCCUAUCUUGUUGCCCUCUGACCACAAGUUAGUUGAAUAUUUGAUUAUUGAUUAUCACCAACGGUUUUCUCAUGCUGGUGUACAAUUUGUGAUUUGUAAUAUUCGACAGAAAUUUAGGAUUUUGCGAGGUAAGAAAACAGUGCAUCGGGUGUUGAACAAGUGUAUUCGAUGUAAACGGUACAAAGUACAACAUCCAGAAACUGUACCAUCUCCCCUUCCCGAGGAUCGAAUAAGAGAAGCCUUAGUCUUUGAAGUCACUGGUAUCGAUGUAGCUGGCCCCCUUUACUUAAAGAAAGGAAAGAAAGUAUGGAUUUUGCUAUUUACCUGCGCUGUUUAUCGUGCGGUCCAUCUUGAGCUUAUCGAUAGUAUGUCAACAGACGUAUUCUUACUCGGUCUCCGCAGAUUCAUUGCUAGAAGGGGACGACCGAAAGUUAUAUAUACAGAUAACGGGACUAACUUUGUUGGUGCGGAUAAUCUCUUGAAAUUCGUAGAUUGGAGACAGAUUGAAUGCGAUUCUUCAGUUUCGAGAAUUCAGUGGAAAUUCAAUCCCCCAACUGCAUGUUGGUGGGGUGGAUGGUGGGAGAGAUUAGUACAAAUGGUCAAAAAAUUGUUGAGAAAUAUUUUAGGAAAGAGUUGCGUAUCCUACGAGGAAUUGUUAACAAUUUUAUGUGAUGUCGAGUCCGUGAUCAACGGAGGACCGUUAACUUGUGUGUCCGAAGAUCCGAAUGAUCUUGUCCCUCUCACACCAUCGAUGUUUUUGCAAGACAUAUCGCAAGUCGGAGUUCCAGACCUGGAUCAUCUUGAUGCAGUUAAUUUGAAUAAAAGACAUCAGUUUCUACAACAUUUGAGACAACAGUUUCGUAAAAGAUUUCGUGACGAAUAUCUUUCUCUACUGAUACAACGAUCACCUAAGCGUCCGCCAAAAUCUGCAAAAGAAUGA
This is a messenger RNA of Uloborus diversus, 4710 nucleotides long. RefSeq lists its product as uncharacterized. The coding region runs from base 1 to 4710 and encodes 1569 amino acids. The transcript is spliced from 3 exons. The record is from RefSeq and is a predicted model, not a curated record. Lineage: Eukaryota; Metazoa; Arthropoda; Arachnida; Araneae; Uloboridae. Gene Ontology annotation, molecular function: nucleic acid binding. Gene Ontology annotation, biological process: DNA integration.